CAGACACACAGCCCCACCUCGUCCGCCCGCUCGUGAACAUUCAAUCGUACGCCACCUUCGGCCCUCCGGCCCCGCUUCCUUCCCCUCCGGCCAGCUUCCGACGACCGUCCCGGCGACAAGCUUGACCGCUGCUGCAACAGCGACCGACGUCCGUACGCAGCCCUCUGUUGCCGGCGCCAUGGCCUCCGGUGCCGCGGACGCCGACCUCUACGCCGUCCUGGGGCUCAACAAGGAGUGCUCCGACGCCGACCUCAGGCUCGCCUACCGGAGGCUCGCCAUGACAUGGCAUCCGGACCGGUGCUCGGCGUCCGGCAGCUCGGCGCGCGUGGAGGAGGCCAAGGAGCGGUUCCAGGAGAUCCAGAGCGCCUACUCCGUGCUCUCCGACUCCGGCAAGCGCCUCCUCUACGACGUCGGCGUCUACGACAGCGACGGCGACGGCCGCAGCGAGCAAGACGUGUCGGGGAUGGGCGACUUCUUCGGGGAGAUGGCCGAGAUGAUGAGCCAGGCCACGCCAACCGAGAGCUUCGAGGAGCUGCAGCAGCUGUUCGUGGACAUGUUCCAGGCCGACCUCGUCGCCGGUGGGUUCGCGUGCGGUGCGCCACCUAUGGGCCGCCGGGUCCAGGCCCCGGCCCCGGCCCCGAGUCCAUCCUGUACCUCUGGACCUACGUUUGCGCAAGCACGGCCGUCGAGUAACAAUGGCGUCAACAAGCGGUGUUCCCCGGCGAUGGGCUCCGGGAUGCCGGCCUCAUGGACGACGCAGGAGGACGCGAGCAUCGGCGGCAGGAAUAAGAAACAGAGGCUGUCGACGGGCCACGGCGUGUCGUCCUAGGAGGAAGCGAGGGAUGCGCGGCGCGCGUGGCAGCGUAGAUGCGCGCUCGCUCUGUGGAUCUGACCGACCGACGGUCAGCAAGUUUUGGAGGAUGUGAUGCCCAAGCUUUUCAAUUAGUUUAUUCUUUUGCUUACUUUCUAGAAAAGCUUUUGAUCUAUUUUCAUCGUUUGUUAUGUCGGUUAAAGAAACAUUAGAUAUAGUAAAAAUUACAUCCAUUGUAGCAGUGUGCUGGCGCCA
Messenger RNA from Triticum dicoccoides, 1066 nucleotides. Its product is annotated as chaperone protein DnaJ-like. The record is from RefSeq and is a predicted model, not a curated record. The transcript is spliced from 5 exons. Lineage: Eukaryota; Viridiplantae; Streptophyta; Magnoliopsida; Poales; Poaceae. Bases 179 to 829 code for a protein of 216 amino acids.